AUGCCACGAAGCUUUUCGAAAGCCCUACGUCCUAAAAUUGCCAUAGUUAUCCUUUUUAUAAUAGUUGAGUCUCUGCUCAUUCUAACAGACAAGCCUACAGCGGUGUACUUUCCAGGUCACUAUAGUGGUCAAGCAGACGUUACCGCAGUGAAUUGGUCUCGCUUUGCCUACACACAAUAUGUCACCAACACAGCCUACCUCUGCAACUCAGUCAUGCUGUUUGAAACGCUACAUCGAUUGAACAGCAAGCCUGACCGAGUCAUGAUGUACCCCUCGGAAUUUUCUCUAGAUGAGAACAGCGCUGAGCCGGAGAGUCGACUACUGCGAAAGGCGCGAGAUGAAUAUAAUGUGAAACUGGUACCUAUCAAGGUUCGGAGUCGACCCAAUGGGGAUGACACAUGGGCGGAGAGUUUUACUAAACUCCUCGCCUUCAACCAGACUCAAUAUCAUCGAGUGCUCAGUUUAGACUCGGACUCGACUAUACUGCAGAGCCUGGAUGAAUUGUUCUUCAUGCCGCCAUGCCCGUUGGGAUUACCUCGAGCCUACUGGCUUGACCCUGAUGAACGCGUGCAAAGCUCCCAGUUAUUACUAAUUCGACCUUCCCAUUUUGAGUUCGGUCGCAUAACAACUGCUAUUAACAAUGCAAGUCGUACCGAAUAUGACAUGGAAAUCGUGAACACCCUCUAUAAGGACAGUGCACUCAUUAUCCCUCAUCGUCCAUGGACGAUUCUGACAGGGGAGUUCCGUGGUGAGAUUCACACUAAAUAUUUGGGCAAUGACCAAGAAGUCUGGAAUCCAGAUGAAGUCCUCGGCGAGGCUAAAUUUCUACAUUUUUCUGACUGGCCCGUCCCUAAGCCCUGGAUCAAAGCUCCUCAAGAAAUCAUAGAGCAAGAACAGCCUCGCUGUCGAUUCAAUGCGACAAGUGGGCAUAAAGACGACUGUCGCGAUCGCGAUUAUUGGUUGGGCUUUUAUGCCGAUUUCGCUAAACGACGAGCAGCAGAAUAA
This is a messenger RNA of Penicillium bovifimosum, 1005 nucleotides long. RefSeq lists its product as uncharacterized. The transcript is spliced from 5 exons. Gene Ontology annotation, molecular function: glycosyltransferase activity. NCBI's taxonomy places the organism in Eukaryota, Fungi, Ascomycota, Eurotiomycetes, Eurotiales, Aspergillaceae. The record is from RefSeq and is a predicted model, not a curated record. Bases 1 to 1005 code for a protein of 334 amino acids.